CUAAUCCACAGAAACCAUUUAGAUUAACUCAGGGCUCCCCUCACUGGUCCUCGAGGCCUGGGUCGUGGAAUUCUUACUGGAUGUCUUUUUCUGUGGAUUUUAUUUUGUAUUUCUGUCGCUAGCAGUUUCUUUGGGGUGGGGUCGUGAUUGAUCCUGUCAGUCGUUGAUUUCACUCUGUGACUGAAAUGCAAAAUCUAGAUUGGCCUCAAUUUAUCCAGAAGCUGGCAAAAGCGGAUCUAGAAUUCUGCCGCCCUCCCCAUCCUCAGAGGAGAACUCUCCAUUAAGGCACCCCAGGAGUCAGGGGCAGUGCUGUCAUUAUCUUGUUAUAUUUUGGUCCAACAAAGUAAAUGAAGAGACUCCUAAAGUGGAAUUCAAUUAAAAUUAUCUUUGAUAGCUCUCAUUUUGAAAUUUGCCAGUCUAUUUAAAUCGUGUCUUUGGAUUCAGAAGGGUUUUUUUCGUGUUUGUUUUUUUGUUUUUUGUUUUUUUUUUCCAAUCAGAAAACAUUGAAAAAUGGUGCCUUCUGGAAGAAAACAUUCCGGGAAGUCUGCGAAACCAUCCGUGGGGGAUCAGGCUAUAAGAGCCUAUGAAUUUGAGCAAGAAGACAAAAAAGAUCUGAGUGGUUCAGAGGAGGAGGCCAUUGAAGAGAAGACCUCAACACUUGAGAAACAUGGGAAGAAAAGGACUUCUGCAGUAGUUGAAGAUAUGGGGGGUGAAGUACAGAAUAUGCUGGAAAGAUUUGGAGCUGAUAUUAACAAGUCUCUUCUUGCCAAGAGAAAGAGACUAGAAAUGUAUACCAAGGCUUCUCUCAAAACCAGUAACCAGAAACUUGAAAAUGUUUGGAAAAUCCAACAAGAGCAAAGGCAAAAGCUUAACCAAGAAUAUUCUCAGCAGUUUCUGACUUUGUUCCAGCAGUGGGAUAUGGAUAUGCAGAAAGCUGAGGAACAAGAAGAAAAACUUGCUAAUCUGUUUCGACAGCAACAAAAGGUUUUCCAACAAUCUAGAAUUGUUCAGAGCCAGAGACUGAAAACAAUUAGACAGUUGUAUGAGCAGUUCAUAAAGAGUAUGGAGGACUUGGAGAAGAAUCAUGAAAAUCUACUUACUGGUGCACAAAAUGAACUUAAAAAAGAAAUGGCUUUGUUGCAAAAAAAAAUUAUGAUGGAAACUCAGCAGCAAGAGAUGGCAAGUGUCCGAAAGUCUCUUCAAUCCAUGUUAUUCUGAUGACUCU
This is a messenger RNA of Capra hircus (goat), 1225 nucleotides long. It is a transcript of the gene SYCP3, whose product is annotated as synaptonemal complex protein 3. NCBI's taxonomy places the organism in Eukaryota, Metazoa, Chordata, Mammalia, Artiodactyla, Bovidae. Bases 511 to 1218 code for a protein of 235 amino acids. Gene Ontology annotation, cellular component: synaptonemal complex. Gene Ontology annotation, biological process: spermatid development; meiotic cell cycle. The transcript has 8 exons. The record is from RefSeq and is a predicted model, not a curated record.